AUGCGUUUCUUCAAUCUCACUCUCAUGGCUACUUCGGCUCUCCUUUUGGGAAAUGCUUUUGCUGGCAAGCAGAAAUGCUCAGCGACUAUAACAAACAUGAAAACCGGCAAUGAUCUCGGCAGGGGUACUAUAUGGAACGGAUUCACUGUUAGCUGCUGGAUUGUCGGGCCUGUGUCAAAGGACCUUGCACCACGUGGAGACCUGCACUGUAUCCAAUACAUUUGA
Messenger RNA from Pyricularia oryzae 70-15, 225 nucleotides. RefSeq lists its product as uncharacterized. Lineage: Eukaryota; Fungi; Ascomycota; Sordariomycetes; Magnaporthales; Pyriculariaceae. The record is from RefSeq and is a predicted model, not a curated record. Bases 1 to 225 code for a protein of 74 amino acids. The transcript is spliced from 2 exons.